AUGCGCCUCCGCGACUGGGUCUGCGCGGCAUGCGGCGCGAUCAACCUCGGCCAGCGCCAGUCCUGCUUCUCGUGCGGUGCUGUCAAGUGUGCCAACGCACGUGCCGCCACUCGUCAAGUCACAGAAAUCGACGAAGCCGGGCCUCCGCCGCGGAUGACUGACACAUCGGCUGCCGGGCUUCAUCUCGCGUCGACCGACGCCGCCUGCAAUGUCGAAGGCACCAGGCCGGCAGCCUACUACGCAGAGGCCGCAGCGCGGAGAGGCGGCUUCAAGCCCGAGAGCUUCCGCGUCCGCGCGAGUGAGGCGGCGCGGCGAGCGGCAGCCGAGGCGCAGCGGGCGGAGGAGCGGCGCGAGCGGCAGAGGCGGCGCGAGGCUACCGGCGACGCGCGGAGUCGGGGCGUCAAGACUAGCGGAGCGGAGAGUGACCAGCCGCUCGGCGAGCUGCUCGACUCGCGGGACGAAGUGGACACCCUCUCCGCCUCGCUGUGCGCCGUGAUGAGCGGCGUCGUACAGGCGAGCGCCAGACCGCCGGAACAAGGUUGGAGAGGACACGCCGAUUAG
This is a messenger RNA of Emiliania huxleyi CCMP1516, 561 nucleotides long. RefSeq lists its product as hypothetical. The record is from RefSeq and is a predicted model, not a curated record. The transcript has 2 exons. Bases 1 to 561 code for a protein of 186 amino acids. Lineage: Eukaryota; Haptophyta; Isochrysidales; Noelaerhabdaceae.